AUGAGCCGCGUGUCCAGAGCGUUGAGAUCUGUCAUGCAGUUGGAGACGAUACGAAUGGUGUCACUGGCAAAAGAAGGAAAGCUGAUCCCUGCUUCGGAGCUUAAAGCUGGAGAUGUCAUAGCCCUCCGACCUGGCGAAGAGUGCCCCGCAGACGGGAAAGUGACCCGAGGCUCUGCUUCUUGCUCAGAAGCAGCGAUUACAGGUGAAGCAAAGCCUGUGGAGAAGAAGAAGGAGCAUGAGAUCGCAUCGGGAUGCGUCAUCCUCAACGGCUACGUGGAGGUGCAGGAGGCGCAGAUGCAGAGGACCGGCAAGCAAUUGAUGCUGGAAAGGCCCUCCAUCACUGCGGCUGGCCUCGAUAAGACGGGCACGCUCACAAAAGGGGAGUUUGCUGUCCUCGUGGUGCAGGAUUUUGCUCCGAAGAGCGCGGAUUCAGGAAGGGUGGAUCCAUUGACAUUGGCAGCUGCGUUAGAGAUGAAAUCUGCACAUCCGAUUUCUGCAGCCAUCGUGUCGAAAGCCGUUGGCUGCGUGGGCGAGGCAUAUGAACUGGCCCAGCUACCAGAAGUCAAGAAGUUUCGAGUUCUGCCAGGUGUUGGCAUACAGGGAAACGUAUCUUCCGGAACCAGCUUCGCACAGGUUUUAGUGGGCAACAAACGGGUCCUGGAGGCCGUACAAGCAGACCCUUCAGCCCACUCCAAAUUCAGCAAUUUUCAGCAGCAGCACCCUGAUGAUACAACGGUGGCUGUGGUAGUCAAUGGCACUUUGCGCCUUGGUUUGGCACUGAACGACAUGAUCCGCGGUGAUGCCGAGUUGAUGGUGCGGGAGUUGAAGGCUCUUGGCUGCCAGCCUGCCAUGCUCACUGGUGAUGCGGAAGCAGCAGGCAAGCAUGUUGCAUUGUCAGUUGGCCUGAACCCCGCCUCGUGCAGUUUCUCGAUGCAUCCAGAGGAGAAGCAAGCUUGGAUUCAACAGCAGGAGGAUUCAGGCAAGUCUGUCCUAAUGCUGGGCGACGGCAUCAAUGAUGCAACCGCUUUAGCGGUGGCAUCCGUGGGCGUUGCAAUGGGGGAAACCAGUGCCGCACUCGCGGCGAACUCGGCAGAUAUGGUAAUGAUGACCGACAAGCUGGGGAGGCUUUGCCGCUAUGCAAUUUGGAUUGAGCGGGCGAACAUCUUCAUUCCCUGCCUGGUGAAGAUUGUGGAGGUUGGCUUUGCUCUAUCAGGCCACUUGAAGUUGUGGAUGGCGAUCGUCGCCGAUUUGGGUACAUUGCUUCUGGUACUGAUGCUUGGAAUCUCAAUCCUUUCUCGCCGGUUCUGGACGAGUGAGAAACCCUCGGCCUAUGCGGAAGCUUUGCUCAAUCACCACCAUGCUCACUUCUCGCCAUCCAUGGAGUGCCAUCAGCUUUUAUCCAGAAGUUGCUUCAUGUCCGGAAGGCAUACACAUCGACUUUAUUUGGUGUGGUAA
Molecule: messenger RNA, 1455 nt
Organism: Effrenium voratum
Lineage: Eukaryota; Dinophyceae; Suessiales; Symbiodiniaceae
Source: the annotation of a GenBank genome assembly